This is a messenger RNA of Panthera uncia (snow leopard), 1137 nucleotides long. It is a transcript of the gene GCSH, whose product is annotated as glycine cleavage system protein H. The coding region runs from base 124 to 585 and encodes 153 amino acids. Gene Ontology annotation, cellular component: cytoplasm; mitochondrion; glycine cleavage complex. The record is from RefSeq and is a predicted model, not a curated record. NCBI's taxonomy places the organism in Eukaryota, Metazoa, Chordata, Mammalia, Carnivora, Felidae. Gene Ontology annotation, biological process: protein lipoylation; glycine decarboxylation via glycine cleavage system. The transcript is spliced from 5 exons.
CCCGCCCCUCAGACCAGCCGGCUCGCUCCGGCUCGCUCCAGUCCGGGGCGCCCCCCGCCCCGCCCCGCCCCCUUCGGCCGGGGUUCCCGAGACGUUGCACCGCGACCCCGCACCUUUGCGAACAUGGCGCUACGAGCGGUGCGGAGCAUGCGGUCUGCGGCCUGCAGCCUGCGCGCCGCCUCCGCGCCCGCCGCGCCUUGCCUGCCGCGGCCCUGGGGGCUGAGGGCGGGCGCCGUCCGGACGUUGCGCACAGGCUCCGCUCUGCUGUCUGUGCGUAAAUUCACAGACAAACAUGAAUGGAUAACAACAGAAAAUGGUAUUGGAACAGUGGGAAUCAGCAAUUUUGCACAGGAAGCUUUGGGAGAUGUUGUUUACUGUAGUCUGCCUGAAGUUGGGACAAAAUUGAACAAGCAAGGAGAAGUAACUGAAAUUAAUGAAGCUCUUGCAGAAAAUCCAGGACUUGUCAACAAAUCUUGUUAUGAAGAUGGUUGGCUGAUCAAGAUAACACUCAGUAAUCCUUCAGAACUGGAUGAAUUGAUGAGUGAAGAAGCAUAUGAGAAAUACAUAAAAUCUAUUGAGGAGUAAAAAUGGAACCCCUAAAUAAACUAGUAUGAAACAACUUAAUCUAGCAUAGUUGUCUUAAAUUAAUGGUGCACAGAGGAUUUAAAAUGGCAACUCUUAGCAAUACCAGUGCAAAAAGAAACUACUUGCAACAAUGUUAAUGAAAGAAAACACCCCUUAACUUUCUAACGAUUGCCUAUAAACACAAUAUGUAUAUUUUUUGCAACACCCUAUGAUUUUUAGGCUAGGCUCCAGUUAUACUAUUCAGAAUCCUGAAAUUAGCUGUGGUUAGAAAUUAGUUAUAAAAACUAUGUAAUUCCAGGAUAACAAUGUCAUCUUAAACCUUUGGGAAUUUUCACUUGCUUACAUCUAUACCUGGAUUGGGGUCAAAAUACUUAAAUGAUCUGUCCAUUGGAAAUAAAUGGCAGUGGAGAAAGGUCUGUUAGUUGUAUAGUGUCAGAUAAAGAACAAUAUUAUCUUAAUUUUGUAAUAUACUGUGCUUGCUGGUGCUAUUUUUAUAUGGUGAAGCAACAGCCUUGAAGGAAGAUAGUUUAAUAAAACAUUCAACUUCAUUAA